This is a messenger RNA of Benincasa hispida (wax gourd), 2866 nucleotides long. Its product is annotated as beta-amyrin synthase-like. Gene Ontology annotation, molecular function: beta-amyrin synthase activity. Lineage: Eukaryota; Viridiplantae; Streptophyta; Magnoliopsida; Cucurbitales; Cucurbitaceae. Gene Ontology annotation, cellular component: lipid droplet. The record is from RefSeq and is a predicted model, not a curated record. Gene Ontology annotation, biological process: triterpenoid biosynthetic process.
CUCACAAUCGGAUUCUCAAACCCAUUAAUUGAUUUUUCAUUCCCCUUCCCAUCACGUUUCCCCAAUAUUUUCAAUCUUUGCUCAUCACUCAAAUUCCCUUCUGAUUUGCUACCUCCGCCUUCCGAUAGCUCGGACACAGAGAUCAGAAUCGGGAAGAGGGAGUAAAAGAAAUAUGUGGCGACUUAAGAUUGGAGAUGGAGGGAAUGAGCCGUACAUAUACAGCACAAACAACUUCGUAGGGAGACAAACUUGGGAAUUCGAUCCGGACGCAGGUACUCCGAAGGAAAGAGAAGAAGUAGAAGAGGCUCGCCUUCAUUUCUACCAAAAUCGCUUUAAAGUCAAACCUAGUGCCGACGUCCUCUGGCGAAUGCAAUUCCUGAGGGAGAAAAAGUUCAAACAAGAAAUUGGUGCAGUGAAGAUAGAGGAGGGGGAGGAAAUAACAGAAGAGAAGACGAGAAGAGCAUUGAGAAGAGCAGUUCACUUCUACUCAGCGUUGCAGGCAAGUGAUGGACAUUGGCCAGCUGAAAAUGCAGGUGCCUUGUUCUUCCUUCCACCGCUGGUAAUGUGUUUGUACAUAACAGGACAUCUGGACCAAGUAUUCCCCAAAGAGCACAAGAAAGAAAUACUUAGAUACAUAUAUUGCCAUCAAAACGAGGAUGGUGGGUGGGGAUUGCAUAUAGAGGGUCACAGUACCAUGUUCUGCACCGCUCUCAGCUAUAUCUGUAUGCGUAUUCUUGGAGAACCCCCACAUGGUGGUCUUAACAAUGCUUGUGCUAGAGCCCGCAACUGGAUUUUUUAUCAUGGUGGUGUCACCUACAUACCCUCUUGGGGAAAGACAUGGCUCUCCAUAUUUGGUGUUUAUGACUGGGCUGGAAGCAACCCAAUGCCGCCGGAGUUUUGGAUACUCCCUUCAUUUCUGCCAAUGCACCCAGCAAAAAUGUGGUGCUAUUGUCGAAUGGUUUACAUGCCCAUGUCCUACUUGUAUGGGAAAAGGUUUGUUUGCCAAAUCACACCGCUCGUUCAAGAAUUGAGACGAGAACUUCACACCCAACCUUUUGAUAAGAUCAACUGGAAGAAAACUCGGCAUCUAUGUACAAAGGAGGAUCUAUACUACCCGCAUCCCUUAAUUCAAGACCUACUAUGGGAUAGUCUUUACAUUUUCACUGAGCCUCUUCUUACCCGUUGGCCAUUGAACAAGCUAGUUAGGGAGAAGGCUCUUCAAGUCACGAUGAAGCAUAUCCAUUACGAAGAUGACAACAGUCGAUACAUUACCAUUGGUUGUGUUGAGAAGGUAUUGUGUAUGCUAGCAUGUUGGGUGGAAGAUCCCAACGGGGUUGCCUUCAAGAAGCAUCUGGCGAGGAUCCCUGAUUACAUAUGGGUUGCUGAAGAUGGUAUGAAGAUGCAGAGCUUUGGUAGUCAAGAGUGGGAUACGGGUUUUGCCAUCCAAGCAUUGCUUGCGGCUGAUAUGGCUGACGAAAUUGGACCUACAUUAGCUAGAGGACAUGACUUCAUUAAAAAAUCUCAGGUGAAGGAUAACCCUUCCGGGGACUUCAACACCAUGCAUCGACAUAUUUCCAAAGGAUCUUGGACUUUCUCUGACCAAGAUCAUGGAUGGCAAGUUUCUGAUUGUACUGCAGAAGGUCUAAAGUGUUGCCUUCUCUUCUCAAUGAUGAAGCCAGAAAUUGUUGGCGAGAAGAUGGAAGCUCAGAGGUUAUGGGAUUCUGUGAAUGUCCUACUUUCUCUACAGAGUAAGAAUGGAGGUUUGGCAGCGUGGGAACCAGCAACCGGUCAAGAAUGGCUAGAAAUGUUGAAUCCGACGGAAUUCUUCGCAGACAUAGUGACUGAGCACGAGUAUGUAGAGUGCACAGCAUCGGCAAUCCAGGCUCUGGUAUUGUUCAAGAAACUUCACCCAGGGCAUAGGACAAAGGAGAUCGACAACUUCAUACAAAACGCUGUACGCUACCUUGAAGAUAUACAAAUGCCAGACGGUACUUGGUAUGGCAACUGGGGAGUUUGCUUUACGUAUGGUGCUUGGUUCGCGCUUGGCGCUCUUGUGGCUGCCGGAAAAACAUUCAACAACUCUGCACCAAUUCGCAAAGCCGUCCAUUUCCUUCUAAAAAUUCAGAUGUCUGAUGGUGGUUGGGGAGAGAGUUACCUCUGCUGCCCAAAUAAGAAAUAUGUACCCCUUGAAAGAAACAGCUCCAAUUUGGUUCACACAGCAUGGGCUAUGAUGGGCCUCAUUCAUUCAGGCCAGGCAGAAAGGGACCCUAAACCUCUACAUCGCGCGGCUAAGCUAUUAAUAAACUCACAGACUGAAGAAGGAGAUUUUCCUCAACAGGAAAUAACAGGGGUUUUCAUGAAGAAUUGUAUGUUACAUUAUGCAGCUUACAGAAAUAUAUACCCAAUAUGGGCUUUGGCUGAAUACAGCAAACGAAUCAAAUUUCUGUCUACUUCCUCUUAAUUUUAUAUGUCCAUGCUUAUAUUAUAUACUUCAUUAUCCACAAUGUUUAGUACAAUAACAAUCUCUCCUUUUUUUUCUUCUUCUUCUACAAAUAUCUUUUCCUGCACAUCCCUUAACUCAUUGCUAUAUUUUUUCUAUUAACAAUAUAUUUUUUUUAGUAUAGCGGUUGCAUGGAUCCUGAUCCAACCACGGGAGGAGUUCGUGCCAAUCACCAACUAAGCUAAUUAUGUAACACCCCGCACAUUUUUUUAGUAAUAAUGUAAUUUCAGUAAUUUUAUUAUUUGAAAUUUCAGUAAUUAUUAUUAGUUGGAAGACAUUUUUGGAAUUUUGGACUUAUAAUUGUGGGAAUUUAAUUGUUGGCGUGAAAUUAUUCAAUUUGAAAUUCAAAUUGAAACUUAAUGGCAG